AAACGUACGAAGAAGAUUCAUUAUUAUUAGUACUGUACAUACUUUCAAUAUGUACACGUUCUUUAUUUUGAUAGUCGCUUGUUUAGCGAUAACCGCUCAUGGCUUUCCAGACACUUACAUUGUUGGUGGAAAGGACGCACCGGUCGGCAAGUUCCCAUAUCAAGUAUCUCUGAGAAAAUCCGGACGUCAUGCCUGCGGUGGAUCCAUCAUUAAUCAUUAUACCAUUCUCACUGCCGGUCAUUGUUUAGCAAACUACCGCCUCAUGCCCGAUACUCUCAAAUCGUUAACUAUUCACGCCGGCACAAAUCAGCUAAGCGAAAAUGGUACUGUCUACAAAGCUAAACAAGCCAUUGUUCACGAGGCUUUCAAUUCUAGUAGAUUAGUCAAUGACAUCGGUUUACUCAUUCUAUCGACUCCAAUUGAAUAUACCAAAUAUAUACAGCCUAUAUCACUUGCAACUACCGACAUUGCUCCCAGUGGCUCUUACUGCAUCUUAUCUGGAUGGGGAAGAAUUAGAAUCGGUGGUAUAAUUCCUGACAAGUUACAAGAGAUUGAAUUAACUGUUUAUGACCAAUUUAAAUGCCAACUAAUACAAAGGAGAGUACGAUCUAAUCACAUUUGCACACUCACCAGAAAAGGCGAAGGCGCGUGCUACGGAGAUUCCGGUGGUCCUCUUGUUUCUAAUGGUGUUCAGAUUGGUAUUGUCUCUUUUGGUACACCAUGUGCUCGGGGAAGACCCGAUGUAUAUACUAGAGUGGCCUCUUUCACGGAAUGGAUUAAAAAAUAUAUUAUCCAAUAAU
This is a messenger RNA of Trachymyrmex cornetzi, 800 nucleotides long. Its product is annotated as chymotrypsin-1-like. The coding region runs from base 50 to 799 and encodes 249 amino acids. Gene Ontology annotation, molecular function: serine-type endopeptidase activity. Lineage: Eukaryota; Metazoa; Arthropoda; Insecta; Hymenoptera; Formicidae. The transcript is spliced from 5 exons. The record is from RefSeq and is a predicted model, not a curated record. Gene Ontology annotation, biological process: proteolysis.